This is a messenger RNA of Mytilus californianus (California mussel), 766 nucleotides long. RefSeq lists its product as uncharacterized. The transcript is spliced from 4 exons. The record is from RefSeq and is a predicted model, not a curated record. Bases 41 to 766 code for a protein of 241 amino acids. Lineage: Eukaryota; Metazoa; Mollusca; Bivalvia; Mytilida; Mytilidae.
CUUUCCAUGUUUUAUACUACAUGGAAAUGAAACUGUUCAAAUGUCCACAGUAUUUACAUUCAGUGAGAGGAUUGUCAUCCCAGUCAAUACUUUAUCUGUUGGUGACAAAAUGAUGUGGACAGUUACAAUGACGGUCGGUCAACGUACGGGUAAUUACACUACCACUGUAGAAAUUGUCAAUGUCUUGCCACCAUCUUUAGUUUUACAACUCACUAACAUCAUAGUUAACCCUGGAGAUAAACUUAGAAUACCAUGUACAGUUACCUCUUAUGGUCCAGUUAUGAUGAUGUGGUCUACAUCGUCCGAUAAUGGUUUUGAUUCAAUCGAUCUUUCGACUAUACUACCUGCUGAGUCAAUACUUCAAGAAUCAACAGUAUCAGUGACAAACAAGGACUUUUCCUUGUUCCUUGACUUGUCUGGUAUUGCUACGUUACCAGCAGGAGCUACAUUUGUAUUUGUUGUGUCGGCGUUUGCACUAGAUAAUGAACAGAGUAGUGAACAGAGGGUUCAUGUUACAGUUAAUUCUCCCCCAACAACUGGCGAUGUCCGGAUAACCCCAUCUAAUGGAACAUCACUGACCACGGAUUUCACUAUAGAUGUAGGCGAUGGUUGGACUGAUAUAGACGGAGAUAGUACGGUGUUCUUUUUUUCUGUGAAGGAGGCUAGCCUAAACAGAAUACGUCUGAAUGCAAGGGGUCUAUCUGACGUGUACAGCUAUAUAUUUAAAUUGACAGAAGGUAUCUUUAUCUGUAUAGAAAUGCAGUAA